Messenger RNA from Mesorhabditis spiculigera, 276 nucleotides. The record is from the annotation of a GenBank genome assembly. Lineage: Eukaryota; Metazoa; Nematoda; Chromadorea; Rhabditida; Rhabditidae.
AUGGAGUUAUGCACGGUCCCGGCCGUCACGCUCCCGCCAACUGCCCAGGAUGGGGAGGAUGGCUCGAAAGACUUGAAGUGGUAUCUGAUUGGUGGCGGAGUGGGGUUCUUUGUUCUCGUCGUCGUUGGCUUCUGCGUGUACCAGCGCAUGCGGCCCCCUCCCAUCGAAAUAGUAACAUUCGCAAAGGACCCUCGCUACCCGCAGAGGAUCUACGGGAAGGAUAGCAGCGCCGACGCCGAGGCCGCCUCAACAACUUCCACCGGCGAAUCCAAGAAG